Molecule: messenger RNA, 210 nt
Organism: Eruca vesicaria subsp. sativa (arugula)
Lineage: Eukaryota; Viridiplantae; Streptophyta; Magnoliopsida; Brassicales; Brassicaceae
Source: the annotation of a GenBank genome assembly
AUGGCAUCAAACGACGCUGGAAGGCCGUUGCCCAAAUUUGGGGAUUGGGAUGUGAAUGAUCCGGCAACCGCGGAUGGAUACACGGUGAUAUUCAGCAAAGCCGGUGAAGAUAAGAAGACAGGAAGGAGUUCGACGAAAACGAAUUCUCAGAGGAAACAAGACGGUGAUAAACCAGCGGUUAAGAAAUGGCUCUGUUUCACCUUUUCUUGA